CUGGCUCGUUUUGCGGCAGGUCGUUCUCUGAAGUUCAGAAGUCACCACAACAACAACACAUGAGCCUGACAUUUAGCAGCCAGUUAUGAAUAAAGUUAUGAUUAUAGACGAUCACAACACAAGAUCUUAGCAGAGAAAAGCAGAGAAGAUGGCUAGUACUAUGGUGGCCGUGGGCCUUACCCUGGCAGCAGCAGGGUUUGCAGGUCGCUAUGCAAUGCAAGCAAUGAAACAUAUGGAGCCGCAAGUGAAACAAGCUCUGGAAGCCUCUAAAUCUGCUUUUGGUAGCGGAUACUACAGAGGUGGUUUUGAACCAAAGAUGACCAGAAGAGAAGCUUCCCUUAUUCUUGGCGUCAGUCCUACUGCUAACAAAAACAAGAUCAGAGAGGCACACAGAAAACUGAUGGUUUUAAACCAUCCUGACCGAGGCGGAUCCCCAUAUCUGGCGGCAAAAAUCAACGAGGCUAAAGAUUUACUUGACGGACAAACGAAGAAAUAGAUCUUCAUCGAAUGUUUGAACGAGCCCCUGUCUGAUGUACUUGAAUUCCUACGUGAUCAUUAAACACCAUGUUUUCUUCUA
This is a messenger RNA of Labeo rohita (rohu), 577 nucleotides long. It is a transcript of the gene dnajc19, whose product is annotated as DnaJ (Hsp40) homolog, subfamily C, member 19. Lineage: Eukaryota; Metazoa; Chordata; Actinopteri; Cypriniformes; Cyprinidae. Gene Ontology annotation, cellular component: PAM complex, Tim23 associated import motor. Gene Ontology annotation, molecular function: ATPase activator activity. Bases 149 to 496 code for a protein of 115 amino acids. Gene Ontology annotation, biological process: protein import into mitochondrial matrix. The transcript is spliced from 6 exons. The record is from RefSeq and is a predicted model, not a curated record.